CAAUGAGAGCCUCAGUACAAUAAUGUCAUAGAAAUUGUUCAGAGACUAAGUACUCCGAUACGACAUUGUUUUGAUCAAAGUUUUUAAUCUGGAGUAGUCGUCAAAAACAUUAACCAUGUCUCUGACGUUUUUGUAUUCGCUGUUGAUAGUCAUGUAUGUGUUUUUUAACCAACACUUGACGACAUCGAUGGCACUGAAUAAAGAAAGCUACGAAGGCAAUAAUUUAAGUGCAGAAAACAUUAAAGAUCAUGUUUUAAGUGCAGAAUUCGAUGAAAGCAAUAUUUCAAAUGGAGAAAGCGAUAUCAGCAAUGUUUCAGCUGGAGAAAGCGAUCAGAGCAAUGAUGUUAGCACACGAAGCGGCGAAGAAAAUAUUGCGAGUGGAGAAAUCGAUGGAGGCAAUAUUUCAAGUAUAGAAAACGAUGCAAGCCAUAGUUCAGAAAAAGAUAAAAUUGUACAACCACGAACUCCGACAAAAUGGGUAUUGGGUAAAGACAGCAUUUAUCACGAGUGUCCAACAAACGAGAGCUUGGUUGAUGCCGAAGAUAUAAUGACAUUCAUUGACUACAUUUACGAUAGGCAAUCUUAUAAAGAACAGAUAAUGUCAAACUACACGGAGCACGCACAAGAAGUUGCUGAAAUCCAUUCGAAACAUGUCGACAAACUUGAAGUCUUGGUGGGAGAUCCCGCUCAUCAUUUGAAUUAUACGCUAGAAGAGCUCGCCGUUCUAAAAAACUCGACCAUGGAUCCAAUAAUGAAACAAGUUCAAGAUGAAAUUGAUGAAAAGCCGCAAUUAGAAAAUGAGUUCAAACUGAGAGCAAUGGACUUGCAUGUGUCUAUACGGAUGUUAAAAGAUUUCAAAAAGAUAUGCAGACACAACUGCAGGAGUAAGCUGAAAUACCAUGUGGAGAAGAGAAUAAAAUUCGGUCGUAGUUUUUGCGUCAACCUGCAUGAUUUAUAUGACAACAUUGAAUCAAAAUUAUCCGUAGUCGCCGAAAGUAUUAAAACAUCAGCCCAUUCGUUGAUAAAUAAAAUUGAUAAAAAAUUAGCAAAGAAAGAGAACGCGUUGCGGCGCAAAAUUGAAAAAGGGUUUCUGGGAAAGUCGGGUAAGAUAUUGAUUCAUGCUUUAAAAGUAGAAAAUGAAAUAGAAAAACUGAACCACGAUCUGAAAGAAAUAGAUAACGGAUCACUCACCUUGGAAGAAUUGGGGGCCCAAAUGGACAACCAGUCGAUAGAGUUUCGCCGUCAAAUAGAGGAGUAUGGAAAGUAUUGUGUAGACUGUGACAGAGAAAUACUACAAAUAGAGCAAAUCGAAAAUCGUAUGCCGGGGGAUGCGAUCGUCAGUGAUUUAAUCAGGGUUAAAUAUGAGCACGUUUGGAACGCUGUACAAACCCAUGUUAAGUCGUUUUAUCUCGGUUUGUUCGCGCAACUCAAGAGGAUCAAGAAAUUAAAAAUUAAGGAUCAGUAUAGGCUAACUAAUGAGGAGGAAGCCGAAUUGAGGUACGUUGCAGGAUUGGUGCUCGAUCAUCUGCAGAUGAUCAUCCCUCAACCGCCUACGAGACGUGUUAUCGAACUUGCUAAGAAUUGUAAAGAUCUAUUGCGAAAAAUUCAAGUUAAAUUGAUUAAAGCUUACAGCUAUGAUGCAUUGAAUUAAAUUUUCACCAAGUCUGAA
Molecule: messenger RNA, 1669 nt
Organism: Aricia agestis (brown argus)
Lineage: Eukaryota; Metazoa; Arthropoda; Insecta; Lepidoptera; Lycaenidae
Exons: 3
Coding region: 116-1651 (511 amino acids)
Source: RefSeq, a predicted model, not a curated record